UGAGCUGUGUGGCUGACUAUGCUUGGUCUGGUUCUUGGCUGUGGUGCUUAUGAAGCUUAGAACGGAAGAAGGGCAGUAGAGGCGUUACAACAAAGACAGAGUUCCAAAUGAAAUGGUGGGACUAAGUGGGAGACGAGAGAAGAAAGUGAGGCCACAGUAAGCUGAUGGGUGAGGGAAGGAGGGAGCAGAUAUGUUGAAAGUUCCAUCAUUGGUACAACAGAUAUCCCUCUCCUAAGCGCUACCCAAAUGGUGACUUGACGGGAUAAACAAAAUGAGUGGAAAACGAGUGGUUUGAAUUCAAGUGUUUACAAGUGCUUGAGGAUCAAGAUGUGUCGGAUGGGAUUUAUCACCGGAGGCCCAAACGAGGCCAUCGUUGUGUCAGGGUGCCUUCACAGCCAGCCUUUAAUUGUGGUGGGAGGAUGGGCGUUUGUCAUUCCAUGUGUUCAAAAGGUUCAAAGACUCUCAUUAAACAUAAUGACUUUGAAAGUGUCGUCACCAAAGGUUUACACCAUGCAAGGUGUUCCCUUGUCCGUGACUGGAAUCGCUCAAGUCAAGAUCACCAGCAGUAACGAAGAGAUGCUAAGAGCUGCCAUCGAACAAUUCAUUGACAAAAGCGACUCGGAUAUCGAAGAGAUUGCCAUGGUUACCCUUGAAGGACACCAACGAGCCAUCAUGGGAGCCAUGACGGUCGAUGAGAUCUUCAGGGAUCGCAAAAAGUUUUCACAACAAGUCUUUGAUAUAGCCUCCACAGACCUUUUUAAUAUGGGGAUCCAGGUCAUUUCGUACACCUUGAAAGACGUCAAGGAUGAAGACCAAUACAUGGUGUCUCUAGGAAUGGCUCGAACCUCAGAAAUUCAAAGAGAUGCCCGCAUUGGUGAGGCUGAAGCAAACAAAGACUCACAAAUCGAAACUGCCAUUGCCGAGGAGCAACGCCUUGCCUCGAAACUAAUCAAUGAUGCUGAGAUUGAGAGGUAUAAGCGGGAUUUCGAGCUGAAGAAGGCCAUCUAUGACAUUGAAGUGGAGAUGGCUCGCGCAGAGGCCGAGAUGGCCUUUACUCUUCAGGAGUCCAAGGUCAAGCAACGCAUUCAAGAGGAGGCCAAAACAGUGGAUGUCAUAGAGCGAAUGAAACUGAUUGAAGUAGCUGAACAGGAAGUGUCCCGUCGAUACUGUGAACUGGAUUCCAAGAUCAAAAAGCCGGCCGAUGCCGAAAAGAUGAGACUCGAGAUCCUAGCGCAUGCCAAUCACCAAAGGACCCUCUUGGAAGCUGCCGGUCAAGCAGAGGCCAUUGGAUUGAAAGGUGAGGCCGACGCCUUCACACUCGAGGCAAAAGCCAAGGCCAAGGCCGAAGAGAUGGCCAUGAAGGCUGACGCCUGGAAGGAAUACCACAAGGCUGCCAAGGUCUCACUCUGGUUAGAGGCGCUUCCUGCCAUUACUGCAGAAGUGGCAGCUCCUCUCUCCCAAGUAAACAAAGUCAAAAUGGUGGCUGAUCCCAACGACAAGGAGAGUUUGGGACCUGCCCGACUAACCAAUGAGGUGCUGAGAAUGGUCGAAAACAUUCCGAGUGUUGUUCAAGAAAUGACUGGCCAUCGGGUCAGUUUAAGAUGAGGCCUUGCAUAGACCCAUUUAUUUACUUCUUAAUUCACAAAAGAAAUUUCCAUCUUAUGUUGAUUACUCAAUCAGUGAUCAGACCCAAACCAACACUUGGAUCGUAGCGAAGAAGAACCAAAUCCUGGAAUGGCUAUGUAGAUGCUUUCUAGAGCUAGAAUAACCUCAUUCACAGAGAGGGCUUCGGAUUUGCUAUUAACGGAUUUGAUUCCUGUCAAAGAUUCGAUUCGCCUCGUUCCUACGCUUGAAGGGAAGCAGCAUUUACAAGAUCAUUUUUUCUUUGCCUUUUGUUCUUCAUCAAACAAGUGCCAAGAACAUCUUUCCUUGAUUCAUUGGUAUAUCAUGAUCUACCACAAUACUUAACUUGAAGCUCGAUGUCUUUAUUUCUUCCCGCAUCUUUCAGAGUAUGACGUCCAAAUUUUACCAUGCGAUCUCCCUCUCAAUGAUAAUAAAUGUGCUCCAAAAGAAUAAAUGAGAUCUCAAUUCC
Tigriopus californicus is the source of this 2092-nucleotide messenger RNA. RefSeq names its product flotillin-1-like. Lineage: Eukaryota; Metazoa; Arthropoda; Copepoda; Harpacticoida; Harpacticidae. The transcript has a single exon. The record is from RefSeq and is a predicted model, not a curated record. Gene Ontology annotation, cellular component: plasma membrane. The coding region runs from base 328 to 1605 and encodes 425 amino acids. Gene Ontology annotation, biological process: protein localization to plasma membrane; regulation of receptor internalization; positive regulation of cell junction assembly.